Chara braunii is the source of this 7534-nucleotide messenger RNA. The record is from the annotation of a GenBank genome assembly. Lineage: Eukaryota; Viridiplantae; Streptophyta; Charophyceae; Charales; Characeae.
UACUACAACAAUCACGGCAGCGAGCCUCAGGAUCUGCACGGAGCCAAGGAGUGCAACAAGGAAUGCAGCAAGGGCAGGGGCACCAAGAAGGGCAGCAACACCCAUUGCAGCAGGCGGAACAGGAUCGAGACGUCGAGCAGCCGGGGCGGCCACGGUCCCCCCCCCAGGAGACGGAGCAGGGGGAAUCGAGACAACCCCUACGACCCCGCAACCCGCAGGGUCAACGGUGGGGUCUCUCCUCAAGUGAUAACGACACAACGGACGGCGAAGACUCCAGGAGCAGUGGGACUGAGCAGAGGGGAGUAUGAUGGAGGUGCAGGGGCAAGGUGCGGAGGGAUUGGAGGUAAACCACCUUCAAGCGGGUCCGUCACAAGGACGCCGCACGGAUUGGAAGAUAAUGAAAGCGGUCAGGAAAGCGGCCCUGACUCUCUGAAGGAUCCCGCAGUGAGCAUUAAGAGUGUGGAUGGCGAACUCACUCUCCAGGUUGAGGAGAAAAUGGCGAUUGCGCAAAUGACGUAUAUGCGCGCGCAUAUAAUAGUGAUGCUCUUCGAGGGACCUCUGAAGGAUCUGGCGCCUCGGGCCAAGCUCGAUUGGAUACGUUGCUGGGAACUGGAGAAUUGGCCCGAGAAAGGCCAGGCUUCGUACAAAGGCCGGGCGAUAGUGGAGGGUGGGGCUCUGGUCUUCUACUGGGCCCCCACGGCUGCGCUGCGAAACUGGCUGCUCCAUGACCGGGGGAUCGAGGGGAUUCGACUAGGCGAUCAUACGUACUUCGUUCGAUUUACAUCAUGGAAAUCGCCAGUAGAGGUGAAGUGGGAGAGGCUGCAAGAGCGGAAGGCGAAACCAUGGGUACGGUUUGUUCAGCCCCCUCCCAUGGCGGUGCUCAUGCUCCGACAGUUAGCUGAAUCAUUCUUUGGGGCAGUCAGAAACCCCGAGGGCACCUGGGCGGUAGAUGGGGAUGGUAGGGAGACAAUCAAAUUCGACCUCUACCCCCCUCUGCGCUCGCAGGGAUUGGAGCGGUUGGCGGUGGCGCAAGCGUACUACGGCCGGCCAGAGGUUAGGGGUGUUACAAGUGAGACCCCAUGGUGCGACAACUGCCGAAGGCACGUGCAUCUCGCACGUAGGGGUCGUUGCUUAACUAUGGCGGAGACCAAGGAGGAACUGGCCCGUAGGGAGCAGCUGCUGCGAGCUGACCCAGGCCUUCCAAGUGACGACACUACGGAAACUGUUUGUUGGGAGAACUUCGAAAUGGAGUUCGACAAUGUGAUCUAUACCGAGAUCGCCACCGAGUCCAGCCUGGGCGACGUGAUGGAGGCUGUGGUAAAAGAAGAUGGGGAACAACGAGAAGACAACAGGCAUCCGGUGGCAAUGGAAUGCUGCAAAGACAUGGAUGAGCAGACCAACGAUCAACGCCUCCGGAGACAGAAGCAGGAUACAUCGGCAAAAGUCAAAGACCAGGUGGAUAAGGAUGGACGCGGGGAGAAUCCGCAACCUUACGAGCCGCUCCGUCAGCACCGGAAGGAGGGCGAUGGAGACCGGGAGGUGACACCUGGAGCAUUAGCUGAAAACAGCGAGGGUGAUGGGGACAAGGGCUCGAAGGGCUCGAAGCAGACUGACCAGGUGCCUCCUCUCCAGGGUCGAAAGACCCAACACCAACGGUCGGAACAGCAGCGUGAGGAGGCAGGUGCUAUGGGGGGUGGAGCGGCGGGGGAGGAAAAGAAGGACACAAACGGAGAUCGGAAAGAGAAGCUCGAGGUAGGGGAGGAAGGAAACACGACUACAACUCCUGGGCUGGAAGAAGGGCAAGCUAAAGGUGGGGAGCGGGCCGAGCAGGAACCACUCCGCUGCGAUCAGAACGCUCAGCACCAACGGAGGCAGCAGCGACGUCGCGACGUGAGCAGAUUGGGGUGCGGCAAGCAGGUGGCGGCCCCGCCCCCCAAGCCGAAAGGAAGGCCAAAGAGUACUCGGGGACGCUUAGCCGCGGGUGACACCUGCUCGCUUAUGCGACCCCAUAGCCAGAAGGCCAAGCGGAAGCCCAAGGCCAGGGUGCUUUGUUAUGGGUCGGCCUCGAGGGGCCGGUAUACCAGCCAGAAGGACAAAACAGGACGCCAUCAGCAGAAGACCACUCCUCAAGCGGUCGCCAUGCCAGACCCUAUACGGGGAGCCGAAUUUGAACUCCUCAAAGGCAUCAACGACCUCAAGAUCGUGCCCCCCCAGCCACAGGAAGGAAUUCGAGGCCAAGAGGAAUGGCCAUCGCAGAGCAGUCGGGGCAUGAACUCUAAGCGCGGCCGCCAGCGCAGGCAGGGCAGGGGUCGGACUAGCAGGGAGGCAUCGCCUGUUGACUUACCGGAUGAAUCUGAACAGGACAAAAGGAGGAAGACCUCUGAGCCGAUGAUAGGUAAACUGAUGCAGAACCUGGAGGGCAAGGAUUGGCAGCACUUCCAUUGGGAGUACUGGUUGACCCUCCGCCACCCGCAACAGACUGCGCUGCAGUGGCUGACGGAUGGCACAGCAGCCCUGGCUCGAACGCUCAAGCAAGCAGUGCUAGCAUCAAAGACGGCGCGGCGAGCCAGGGCGGACGCCUUCAUCCAACGGGCACUGGACCUGGGUGAUGGGCCCGCCACCCAAGAAGAGGAGGAAGACUGGUGGAUGGAAUGGGCGGCUCUUAAAGUGGAGUGGGAUGAGUGGCAAAUGCAAGAUGCAGAAUUCUGGGGUCUCAUAAAUAAAACGGCAUGGACAGUGGCGGCGGAGAGGAUGACUAAAACAUUUUUUCGAACCCUUCGCACAAAGCGACCGGCGUCUUAUAUGCAGGCCCUGGACCCCCCUUUUGACGAACGGCUCCCGCCAGCGACCACCACGCCGCAGAUCCUCGAAUACGCCCGACAAUAUUAUACCUACCUGCUGACUCAGGAACAGACCGAGCGCACCAAUGAUGCUCACGACGACGACGCAGCCAGCGUGGAGAGGGAGGUCUGGUCAAAAACUACGACUCAGCUGAGUGCUGACGAUGCUGGACAGAUGGAACGACCGAUCACAGAUGACGAGAUCUUACAAGCCUUGGCUGACAUGCCAGCUCGAAAAGCCCCGGGUCCGGACGGCAUGCUCGUGGAGCAUCUGAAGUACUACAACAAUCACGGCAGCGAGCCUCAGGAUCUGCACGGAGCCAAGGAGUGCAACAAGGAAUGCAGCAAGGGCAGGGGCACCAAGAAGGGCAGCAACACCCAUUGCAGCAGGCGGAACAGGAUCGAGACGUCGAGCAGCCGGGGCGGCCACGGUCCCCCCCCCAGGAGACGGAGCAGGGGGAAUCGAGACAACCCCUACGACCCCGCAACCCGCAGGGUCAACGGUGGGGUCUCUCCUCAAGUGAUAACGACACAACGGACGGCGAAGACUCCAGGAGCAGUGGGACUGAGCAGAGGGGAGUAUGAUGGAGGUGCAGGGGCAAGGUGCGGAGGGAUUGGAGGUAAACCACCUUCAAGCGGGUCCGUCACAAGGACGCCGCACGGAUUGGAAGAUAAUGAAAGCGGUCAGGAAAGCGGCCCUGACUCUCUGAAGGAUCCCGCAGUGAGCAUUAAGAGUGUGGAUGGCGAACUCACUCUCCAGGUUGAGGAGAAAAUGGCGAUUGCGCAAAUGACGUAUAUGCGCGCGCAUAUAAUAGUGAUGCUCUUCGAGGGACCUCUGAAGGAUCUGGCGCCUCGGGCCAAGCUCGAUUGGAUACGUUGCUGGGAACUGGAGAAUUGGCCCGAGAAAGGCCAGGCUUCGUACAAAGGCCGGGCGAUAGUGGAGGGUGGGGCUCUGGUCUUCUACUGGGCCCCCACGGCUGCGCUGCGAAACUGGCUGCUCCAUGACCGGGGGAUCGAGGGGAUUCGACUAGGCGAUCAUACGUACUUCGUUCGAUUUACAUCAUGGAAAUCGCCAGUAGAGGUGAAGUGGGAGAGGCUGCAAGAGCGGAAGGCGAAACCAUGGGUACGGUUUGUUCAGCCCCCUCCCAUGGCGGUGCUCAUGCUCCGACAGUUAGCUGAAUCAUUCUUUGGGGCAGUCAGAAACCCCGAGGGCACCUGGGCGGUAGAUGGGGAUGGUAGGGAGACAAUCAAAUUCGACCUCUACCCCCCWCUGCGCUCGCAGGGAUUGGAGCGGUUGGCGGUGGCGCAAGCGUACUACGGCCGGCCAGAGGUUAGGGGUGCUACAAGUGAGACCCCAUGGUGCGACAACUGCCGARGGCACGUGCAUCUCGCACGUAGGGGUCGUUGCUUAACUAUGGCGGAGACCAAGGAGGAACUGGCCCGUAGGGAGCAGCUGCUGCGAGCYGACCCAGGCCUUCCMAGUGACGACACUACGGAAACUGYUUGUUGGGAGRACUUCGAAAWKGAGUUCGACAAYGUGAUCUAUACCGAGAUCGCCACCGAGUCCAGCCUGGGCGACGUGAUGGAGGCUGUGGUAAGAGAAGAUGGGGAACAGCGAGAAGACAACAACCAUCCGGUGGCAAUGGAAUGCUGCGAAGACAUGGAUGAGCAGACCAUCGAUCAACGCCUCCGGGUAUGGAAGCAGGACACAUCGGCAAAAGUCGAAGACCAGGUGGAUAAGGAUGGACGCGGGGAGAAUCCGCAACCCUACGAGCCGCUCCGUCAGCACCGGAAGGAGGGCGAUGGAGACCGGGAGGUGACACCUGGAGCAUUAGCUGACGACAGCGAGGGUGAUGAGGAUAAGGGCUCGAAGGGCUCGAAGCAGACUGACCAGGUGCCUCCUCUCCAGGGUCGAAAGACCCAGCACCAACGGUCGGAACAGCGGCGUGAGGAGGCAGGUGCUAUGGGGGGUGGAGCGGCUGGGGAGGAAAAGAGGGACACAGACGGAGAUCGGAACGAGAAGCUCAAGGUAGGGGAGGAAGGAAAGACGACUACAACUUCUGGGCUGGAAGAAGGGCAAGCUAAAGGUGCGGAGCGAGCCGAGCAGGAACCGCUCCGCUACGAUCAGAACGCUCAGCACCAAAGGAGGCAGCAGCAACGUGGUGACGUGAGCAGAUUGGGGCGCGGCAAGCAGGUGGCGGCCCCGCCCCCCAAGCCGAAAGGAAGGCCAAAGAGUACUCGGGGACGCUUAGCCGCGGGUGACACCGGCUCGCUUAUGCAACCCCAUAGCCAAAAGGCCAACAGGAAGCCCAAGGCCAGGGUGCUUUGUUAUGGGUCGGCCUCGAGGGGCAGGUAUAGCAGCCAGAAGGACAAAAUAGGACGCCAUCAGCAGAAGACCACUCCUCAAGCGGUCGCCAUGCCAGACCCUAUACCGGAAGCUGAAUUUGAACUCCCCAAAGGCAUCAACGACCUCAAGAUCGUGCCCCCCCAGCCACAGGAAGGAAUUCGAGGCCAAGAGGAACGGCCAUCGCAGAGCAGUCGGGGCACGAACUCUAAGCGCGGCCGCCAGCGCAGGCAGGGCAGGGGUCGGACGAGCAGGGAGGCAUCGCCUGUUGACUUACCGGAUGAAUCUGAACACGACAAAAGGAGGAAGACCUCUGAGUCGAUGAUAGGUAAACCGAUGCAGAACCCGGGGGGCAAGCAUUGGGAAUAUUGGAUGGAGCUGCGAUCUCCCUCCCAGUCGACCCUGACGUGGUUAAUGGAAGGCACUGCGGCCCUCGUCCGGCUGCUCAAGGCACGCGCCGCGGCAUCCAGACGGGCUCGGAGACGCACUGCUGAGGAAUUCGCCCAGCGGGCGCUUGACCUAGGAGAUGGACCGGGUCCCCAGGACGAUGAGAAUGACUGGUGGCCGCAGUGGGCAGCCCUCAAAACCCAGUGGGAAGAAUGGCAGAUCACAGAUCCUGACUUGUGGGCCUGCAAGAACAAAGCGAACUGGACUGUGGCGGCAGAACGCAUGUCCAAAACUUUCUUCGCCCAACUGCGCGCGGACAGACCCCCCUCACUGAUGCUUGCUAUUAACCACCCCUUUGACGACUCUAAGCCAACAGCGGAUUCCACACAGACAAUCUUACACUACGUGGAAGAGUACUAUCGGUACCUCUUCUCUGAGGAAAAACCCGCUGGUGCGAAAGACCCUCCGGAGACUCUUGAACACCUCAUUUGGAGUAAAAUCACUAAGACGGUAUCCCCAGAAGAUCGUCAGAGAUUGGACGAACCAAUUACGGACGGAGAACUGUCUGCUGCUCUCGUUGACAUGCCUGCCGCAAAAGCGCCGGGCCCCUAUGGAAUGUCGGCAGAGCAUCUCAAACUCUGCUUUGAGCUCCUUGGCCCAUACCUGUUGCUGGGCUUCAAUGCGGUAUGGCUUGGCCAAGAGGCCCUCCCACCUGAUUUCGCGCUGGCCACGGUGAUCUUGAUACAUAAGAAGGGCCCCCUAAAGGAAAUUCGGAACUGGCGGCCCAUCUCACUACUCUCGGCCCCCUAUAAGCUGCUCGCCAAAGUUAUGGCUAAUCGCUUGGAAACAUUGCUCCCGGAAAUAGUAGACGAGACGCAAACAGGGUUUAUCCCUGGCCGCAGAAUCAUCACCAGUGUCCUCCUAGCGCAGCAGCCCAUCGCCGACAGCGCUGUGUAUCUAGGGAUUGUAAUGUCGGAUGCACUAUCGAAUGGCACUCAGAUCGAGGCCAUCAUGCAAAAAGCUACCAACCGUAUGGCGUACUGUGCCAAACGACUUCAGGCGGGGGUAUUUGGCCRAGCCCUCCUGGCCAAUACAGCGGCCUCCUCGAUGYUGUGGUACGCUGGAGCGGUCUCGAUGCCUGGUCAGCAGGCACAAMGAAACUAUAGGACUAAUCUGGUGAAAUUCAUUUGGAAAAAUGACCCUUUAGCACCGACAACUAUCCACCGGGUGGCAUGGGACAAGCUCAUCCAACCUAUGGCCUCGGGGGGACUUGGCAUACUGGACCCCUCUAAUCAGAUCCGAGCACUACACUUGCGCACCGUCCUCUGGCUGCUCCUAGAGGAUGAGUCUUCCCCCUGGAAAAUAUUGACUCUGCAGACUAUGGCAGAUGCCAUGCGCCUCCACCCCGCGGAUAUGGAAACGGCUCUUCUACAGCCUUCGUUAUUGGGCAACCUCAAGCGGGGGGCACUGUGGACCCCCACACUUCCACUGUGGAGAAAGUUAUCUCCUCUUCGCCUCCGCCCACCUUCGUCCAGGGAUCAGAUACUUCAGCAACCCCUCUUCGAUAACCCCAUGAUGUUAGAUGCUGAAGGUCGUCCGUUCCCCUGGAUGAAGACCAAAGGAGCCUUUGGUAGGGUGUGGCUAGCAGCCGGGAUAGGCCGGGUCGCUGACAUAUGGGACGAAACCAACGGGGACUGGAAGGACGAUGACCUGAUGACGGAGACGUUGCGGGGACAGACUGAUAAACUGACACGACUCAAAUGCAUUCAACAGGCCAUCCCGGACGAAUGGAUAGCCAUGCUCGGAUCAGGCCUGAGAUAUCGCGGGGAAUGGGUGGUCCUCCAGACCAAUACCCUGCAAAACAGCACCCCGCCUUGGCUCAUCUUCUAGCUACGCGCCAAAGUUGGCUCGCAAUGGUUUCUGGCAGAAGCCUGGCAGCCCGAGGGCCUGGCCUCACCCACUA